AAUGGAUUGCGGGGACAUUGGGACCCAUAGAUGUGGGGCAGGGGGUGUCUGGCCCCAUAAGUGUGGGGCUGACCCAUAAGUGUGGGGCAGGACCCAUAAGUGUGGGGCAGGGGGUGUUGGGCCUCAUAAUUGUUGGGGAAGGACUUGGGCCCCAGGAAUGGGGGGUUGGGGACACUGGGACCCACAGAUGUGGGGCAGGGGUUGUCCGGCCCCAUAAGUGUGGGGCGGAGGGUCCGUCCGGCCCCACAUCCAUGGGGCAGGGCCGCUCUCCUCAGCUGGCCAUGGAGCGCUGCCUGGGCUCGGCCGCCGACCUGCUGGAGGUGCACAAGAAGCCGCUGCGGGAGGCGGAGAUCGCGGCCAUCAGCAGGGGGGCGCUGCGCGGGCUGGCCUACCUGCACCGCCUGGGGGUCAUCCACAGGGACGUGAAGGCCGGGAACAUCCUGCUGAGCGCCGUGGGGCAGGUCAAGUUGGGCGACUUCGGCUCCGCCGCCACGGCCGCCCCCAGCGGAGCCUUCGUGGGGACGCCCUACUGGAUGGCCCCCGAGGUGAUCGUGGCCGUGGACGAGGGGCCGUACGACGGCCGAGCCGACGUCUGGUCCUUGGGCAUCACCUGCAUCGAGCUGGCGGAGCGGAAGCCGCCGCUGUUCCACCUGAACGCCAUGAGCGCGCUGUUCCACAUCGCCCAGAGCGACCCCCCCCGCCUGCCCCCCGCCCCGUGGUCGCCGUGUUUCCGGGGGUUCGUGGGUUCGUGUCUCCAGAAGCAGCCGCAGGAUCGACCCACGGCCGACGAGCUGCUGCAGCACCACUUCCUGCAGAGGCCCCGCCCCCCGCGCGUGCUCCUCGCUCUGAUUGGCCGAGCCCAGGCGGCCGCCCGGGCCCUGGACCAGCUGCACCUGCGGCCAAUCAGGAAGCUGCUGCUCCCGGAUGGCCCCGCCCCCGGCCCCGCCCACCGGGACCCCCAGGGGGCGGAGCCCGCCUGCAGCCCCGAGCGCAGCCAUUGGCCGCCCAGCGCGUCCGUCAGCGAAUCCAGCGGCAGCAGCGGCGCCAGCGCGGCCAAUGACGACGACGAUGACGACGGUGACGGUGACGACGGUGACGACGGUGACGGUGACGACGGUGACGGUGACGACGAGGACGAGGACGAGGAAGGUCCCCCAUUGGCCGCCCAACACCCGCCCGCUGAGGAUGAGGACGAGGUUCCUGGCGGCGCUAACGAGGCGGCGCAGCAAUUAGAGACUGGGUUAACGAACCAGCGCCGCCAGUUCGGCCCCGGAGGUGACGCGGGGACACGGGGACCCCGAGACCCAAAUUCCCGCCGGUUGGCCCCAAAUUCCCCCCUUUCCCGCCCCAAUUCCCUCGGGUUUCACCCCAAUUUCUGCCCCACUUCCCCCCCCAUUGAUCGCCCCAUUGAUCCCCCCAGUUCCCCCAUGAACCCCCCCAGUUUGACCCCCAGUUUCCCCCCCAGUUCCCCCAUUGAUCCCCCCAAUUGCACCCCCACUUUCUCCCCUAUUGAUCCCAUUGGUCCCAUUGGCCCCAUUGACCCCAUUCAUCCCAUUGGCUCCAUUGAUGCCAUUGACCCCAUUGAUCCCAUUGGCCCCAUUGAUCCCAUUCAUCCCAUUGGCCCCAUUGAUCCCAUUCAUCCCAUUGGCUCCAUUCAUCCUGUUGACCCCAUUGAUCCCAUUGGCCCCAUUGACCCCAUUCAUCCCAUUGGCUCCAUUCAUCACACUGAUCCCAUUGAUCACAUUGGCCCCAUUGACCCCAUUGAUCCCAUUGGUUCCAUUCAUCCCAUUGAUCCCAUUGGCUCCAUUGACCCCAUUCACCCCAUUGAUCCCAUUGGCCCCACAGACCCCAUUCACCCCACUGACCCCGUUCACCCCAUUGACCCCAUUGGCCCCAUUGACCCCAUUGCCCCCAUUGCCCCCAUCCACCCCCCCCCUUUCCCCCCCCUCCCCCCCUCCCCGCCCCGCCUCCCUCCCCCCCGCCCUCCCAUUGGCCGCCGCCCUCCUGGCCGCCCUUUACCUCCGCCCCUCCCUCCCCCUCCUCCUCCUCCUCCUCCUCCUCUGGCUCCUCCCCCGCGCAGGGCGUGGCCACGCAGGGGGCGGGGCCGUGGGCGUGGCUUUAGCCCUGACCCUCCCAGACCCCUAUUGGCGCUUUGGCCUCUUGACCUUGACCCUGACGGCGGGAAUUUGGCCGUUUUUGGGUUUUUCCCCCAAAAACUACCGGGCGUACGCCCCCGUUUGCCUCCUGGCCGCCCAGUUCCUGCUGUUCCCGUGGCUCUUCCUGGCCUGUUACCUGCUGGGCGUGGGGGGGCGGGGCUUCCUGGGGGGGCGGGGCUUUGGGGGGGUGCAGCGCUGGCUGUUCCGGGGGGUGCUGCGCUUGCCCCCCCCCGUUUUCCGCCUCCUUUCCCGUUUGGGUUUCGUAUCCGAGCGCCGACUUUACCAAUUUUACCCCAAAACGAGACCCGCCUGGCACUUCCGCUCCCGCCUGCCCAUCCCCCGGCGCGGCCCCGCCCCGCCCCCCCCGCCCCUCCCCCAGCGCCUCUGGCUCCGCCUCCGCCGCGCCUGCCGCAACGGGUGGGGGAGGGGGAGGGGGGCGGAGCCUCCGAGCCGCAUCCCCCGCCCCUCCCCCCGCCCGCCCAAAGCGCCCCAAGGGCACGGGGGAGGGGCUAAAGCGGCGGGGGGGGCGGGGCGGGGAGCGGUGGCCCCGCCCCCGAGGAGACCGUGGAGGUGAUGGCGGAGCCAAUGGGGGGAGGGGGGGAGGGGCGGUUUGGGGCCAAAAGGGGAAGAAACGGUUCAAAGUUGGGGAACUUUAAAGAAAAAACGGGAAAUUUGGACAUUUUCAAAGUUUCGAACGUUUGAAAGUCGAAAUUUUUCAAAUUCUCCAACUUUUCGAAAUUUUCAAAUCCCAAUUUUCAAAUUUCCAAAGUUUCCAACAUUUUAAAAUUCUGAUUUUUCAGGUUUGAAAAUUAAAAAAUGGGGAUUUAAAACUUGAAAAGUUUGAAAAUUUAAGAAUUGGGAUUGGAAAAUUUUGAAAAGUUUGGAAAUUUGAAAAUUGGAAUUUAAAAAUUUUGAAAAUUUUUUAGAGUUUGAAAAUUGAAAAAUUGGGAUUUGGAAAUUUUGAGACGUUUGAAAAUUUAAAAAUUGGGAUUUAAAAAUCUUGAAAGUUUAAAAAUUUAUAGCUUAGAAUUUUAAAAAGUUUGGAAUUUUAAGAAUUAGGAUUUGAAAAUUUGGAAAAGUUUGAAAAUUUAAAAGUUGGGGUUUAAUAAUUUUGAAAAGUUUGGAAAUUUGAAAAUUACAAUUUUAAAAUUUUGAAAAGUUUGAAAAUUUAGAAGUUGGGAUUUAAAAAUUUUGAAAAGUCGGAAUUUAAAAAAUGAAAAGUUUGGAAAUUUAAGAAGGAAUUUUAAAUUUUUGAGAAGUUUGGGAAUUUGAGAAUUGGAAUUUAAAAUUUUGGAAAAGUUUGAACAUUUCAAAAUUGGGAUUUGAAAAUUUAGUAAAUUUGGAAAGUUUGGAAAUUUGGAAAUUUAAAAAUUUUGGAAAGUUUGGGAAUUUGAAAAUUGGAAUUUUGAAAAAAUAAGAAGUUUGGAAAGUUUGACAAUUGAAAAGUUUAGAAAUUUAAAAAUAGGGAUUUAAAAAUUUGGAAAAGUUGGAGAAUUUUAAAAUUGGGAUUUUAGGAUUUUGAGAAGUUUGAAAAUUUCAAGUUUGGGCUUGAAAAAUUUGGAAAAGUUUGAAAACUGGAAAUUUAAAAAUGAAAAAGACAAUUUGGUGGUUUUAAAACUUAAAAAAUGUGGAAAAUUAAGAAUUUCAGUGAAAAUUUGAAACGUUUUGGAAAUUUGGAAAAUGCCCAAAUUUAAAUGUGAAAAUUUUCAAAGUUUUGAAAACGUUGGGAGUUUGAAAUUUGAAGAUUUUGGGAAAAGUUUCAAAUUUACAAAUUUUUGAAUUUUGAACCGUUUUUCAAAUUCAAAAAUUUUCAAAAAGUUGAAAAAUUUGAGAUUUUUUCCAAAAACGCAGAAAUGGGAACAAGAAUUUGGGGCAAAAACGGGCGAUUUGGGCGUUAAAACAAUUGGAGGCGAAAGGGGGAAUUUUGGGGAUAAAAGGUCGAAUUUUGGGGCCCCAAAAUCCACAAUUUGGGGCAAAAUCCCCAAUUUUGGGGCAAAAGGAAAGAAUUGGGCCUUGAAAACUCACAUUUUGGGGCUAAAAACUCUAAUUUUGGGGGCAAAAAGGCUGAAUUUGGGGACUUGAACCCCCCGAAUUUUGGGGCGGGAAACCCCCGAUUAUUUUGGGGCCAAAAAUCCCUGAUUUGGGGGCGAAAAAAAAACCCCAAAUUUGGGGCCCAAAAUCCCGAAAUUUUGGGGCAGAAAACUCUAAUUUUGGGACCUGAAAACUCCCAAUUUUGGGGCCGGAAAGCCCAAUUUUGGGGGCACAAAACUCUAAUUUUAGGGGCGAAACGCCCCAAAUUUUGGGGCAGAAACGCUCGAUUUUGGGGCAGAAAUGGGUCAUUUUGGGGCCGGAAAUCGACGCAUUUGGGACCCAAAACCCCCCAAUUUGGGGCCAAAAACCCCAAAUUUGGGGUCAGGGACCCCUCCCCCCCCAAAAAAUUUGGGGCAGUUUCUCCCUUUUCCAUCAUUUUGUGUCAUUUUUUUUGUUCAUUUUCCCCGAUUUAUUUUAUUUUCUUUUGUGUUCAAUAGAAUUAUUUAAACUUC
Messenger RNA from Columba livia (rock pigeon), 4699 nucleotides. RefSeq names its product basic proline-rich protein-like. Lineage: Eukaryota; Metazoa; Chordata; Aves; Columbiformes; Columbidae. The record is from RefSeq and is a predicted model, not a curated record. Gene Ontology annotation, molecular function: ATP binding; protein serine/threonine kinase activity. Gene Ontology annotation, cellular component: cytoplasm. Gene Ontology annotation, biological process: protein phosphorylation.